AUGGAUGCUGGGACAAAUUGUCCUCACAAAUUUACUCUUCAACGUAUUGAUCCUUCUUUAAUCAAAGGAUUUUGUCUUAGUGCGGUGUUUAUUCAAAAUUCUUUUAUUGAUGGUUCAACGGACGAUUUUGAUGUAGAAAAUGCCAAAUUUUGGAAAAUUUCUUUUGAUUUUGAUGACGAAUUUAGCUACGAAUUUUCUUACACCCUUACGAGAUUAUUAGAACACAAGGAAGAAGAAUAUUCAACCCAAACAGUCAAAUCUUUAAUACCUCAAUCAAAUACAGAAACAAAAUCUAUGGCAGCUAGUGCCUUGGGUCCUUUAAUCGACAAACCUGCUGUGAAUUUUGAACUUGUCCCAAAAUUGGACAUUUUUGGUGACGACGAUUUUAGUCAUGAAGGCUUGUCAGAUUGUCUCAAAUUUAUUAUGGAGGAGGGGAAUGUUUUUGAAUUUGGUGGAAAUGACUCGAAUCGUGACCAAUUACUUGUAUUAUUUUAUUUCAAAAUUUUAUCAAAAAAUCUUUUAGCGCAAGCUUUCCCUCGCCAAAUCUGCCCCACAAAAUUCUCUAACUCGUCGUUUAUCAACUUGCUUGUUAACUCGAGUUGA
This is a messenger RNA of Meloidogyne enterolobii, 603 nucleotides long. Lineage: Eukaryota; Metazoa; Nematoda; Chromadorea; Rhabditida; Meloidogynidae. The record is from the annotation of a GenBank genome assembly.